Messenger RNA from Balaenoptera musculus (blue whale), 399 nucleotides. RefSeq names its product glycine-N-acyltransferase like 3 (gene GLYATL3). Gene Ontology annotation, cellular component: mitochondrion. The record is from RefSeq and is a predicted model, not a curated record. Gene Ontology annotation, molecular function: glycine N-acyltransferase activity. NCBI's taxonomy places the organism in Eukaryota, Metazoa, Chordata, Mammalia, Artiodactyla, Balaenopteridae.
AUGAGUUCUUCCCCACGACUAACCUACCUGAGAGUUGCUGAUGCUUAUCUACUCAACCGGACUUGGUCUUGGGGCGGCAAUGAACAGUGUCGUUGGUAUAUUGCCAACCUCCUCUCCUGCUUCCCAGUGUGUGUCCAUGAUGACAAGGGGAACUCCGUGUCUUGGUCUGUCACAGACCAGUUUGCCACCAUGUGCCAUGGCUACACCCUGCCAGAGCUUCGCAGGAAAGGUUACAGCUGGCUGGUGGCCCACGCUGGAUUCCCCUCUCAGGGCAAUGUCCUGGAUGACAACGUGUUCUCCGUUAGCCUCCUAAACAGCAUCCAAGCCGAGUUCUUGCCUUGUCGAUUCUAUAGGCUUGUUCUCACCCCUGCAGCUUUCUCUGGGCAAGUUCACCCCUAG